This is a messenger RNA of Marasmius oreades (fairy-ring Marasmius), 2613 nucleotides long. RefSeq lists its product as uncharacterized. Lineage: Eukaryota; Fungi; Basidiomycota; Agaricomycetes; Agaricales; Marasmiaceae. The transcript is spliced from 5 exons. The record is from RefSeq and is a predicted model, not a curated record. Bases 1 to 2613 code for a protein of 870 amino acids. Gene Ontology annotation, molecular function: protein binding.
AUGCUCCAAGCGAUGGAAAAGGAAGGACCUCAGCCCCAAGGCGCUGUCGCUCCCGACAGGAGUAAUUGUAAUUUCUCCCAUACCCAUACUCAAACACUCUAUAUGCCCAUCGCUUCGCCUCCGACUCCAGCCCCUUCCCCAGGACCCGAUUCUCUCGACAUAUCUCAAUUCCAAGCUCUCAAUAUCAAUGGUGAAACCUCAGUGCACGAUGCCUCGGGAAGUAACCCUAGUAACCGACUUCAGGAAAUUCAUUCAUUUUUAUCCACCUGUACACCCAGCGAAAUUCUCUACAUCUCACAAUCUAUUGCUCCUCUUCUCAAACGCGAUUUUCUUCGAUGCCUUCCCGUAGAAUUGGGACUACACAUACUCAGCUUCAUCGACGAUCCCCAAGCGUUAACCCGUGCUGCUCUUGUCAGCCGAUGGUGGAAUAGUUUGAUUAUGGGACGGGUCAACGAAAAUGGAUGGAGGAGAAUGUGUCUCCUCUGGGGGUUUCUGUUACCUGGAGGUGUAGGAAACGUUGUGAGUGGAUAUGAUGGUAGCGGAGCAUCGCCCUCUCAAACAGAGAGCACGAAAAGCGAUGCUGACUUGGGGAGGGAUAGACGCAGAAAGGGCAGAUUCAAACGCGAAGAACAGGCAGAGGAACAACCUCGAGAGUGUUCUGAGAACGAUUCGGACCCUCUUUCUUCCUUGGAACGAUUUGCAAAUCUACCUAUGGAUCCGGCGCUGGAAUGGAUUGCGUCCAAGAAGCGGAGAGAGCUCAAGGAUAAGGGGAAAGGAAAAGCUUUCCCAUCUCCCACAUCCACGUCCACAACACGCAGAUGGUCAUAUAAAGAUCACUUCAUAUAUUCAUAUAAGCUUAUGACCAACUGGCGUACAGGUGGUCAACUUCUUCGUGCUCACCGCACACCAGCAUCGUCGUCCGCCUCACCUGACAAUGUCAUAACCUCACUUGCCCUCAACAACGAAUGGGUGAUCGUCGGACUAGCAAACUCGAGGAUACAUGUGUUUAGUGGAAGGACAGGUGUCUUAGCAAGGACGUUAGUUGGACACGAGUCGGGAGUUUGGGCGGUUUGUUUAAUUGCAGCAAACGGAAGCGAAGCCCAGAGUGAAUUCAUGGUACCCGAUUCAGAUGAUCAUGCACCCCCGCCUCCACCGCGAAAUCAUCACAGUUGGGAUAAUCUUUCGGGUAUUGAGGGUACAAGAAACUUGGCGAUGACAUUGAAUCCCAGAGGUCGGAGAGGCAGGAAACAACGACUGUUCAUUGCGCCAUUUGACGAAGAGGAGGAACAGGAACAUCCACAGGAGGUGCAGUACGUUCCACCUGCCAUGAGAGUGGCGCUGGGUUUGGAAUUGGAUGAGUUCGGGGAAGAUGGGGAAGAUGACGACGAGGUUAGCGAUGAGGAUGUUCAAACACCUGUGGAGGAGCCUUCAGGAACAACGUUUACCUCCAGAAUCAAUGGAGCUCAUAUGGAUACAGGGAAACCUAGUGAACCAUCCGGGUGUUCGGAAGGCUGGGGUCAGCCGAAUGCCAUUGUUGUGAGCGGAGGUUGCGAUAAAACGUUGAGGGUAUGGGAUGUCUUGUCUGGGUAUUGCAUUUAUGUCCUUCGUGGCCACACUUCCACGAUACGCUGCAUCAAAGUUCUUCACAACCGGCCAAUAGCCAUAACUGGGUCAAGAGAUACUAGUCUCAGGGUCUGGGAUGUUAAGCGGGGGAAAUUGCUCAGGGUUCUAAGAGGGCACUCUAACAGCGUUCGAUGUCUGGACGUUUGUGGAAACAAAGUCGUCAGCGGAAGUUACGAUUGUAGUUUGAAGCUCUGGAAUGUUGACAACGGAGAGUGUCUCCAUACCUUCACCGGUCAUUUCUCCCAGGUUUAUUCGGUUGCCUUCGACGGCGUAAGGAUUGUCUCUGGGGGAUUAGACACGACUGUUAGGGUUUGGGAUCCAAUUGAGGGGCAAUGUCUAGCUCUACUUCAGGGCCACGCAGCUCUCGUGUGUCAAGUCCAGCUUUCGCCAUACUCUCAUCUCACUCCUACGGCGAUUCUCGUGACGGGAGGAUCCGACGGGAGAGUCAUCACCUACACACUCCCACAUCCCAGGUCCUUUGAUCACUCCUCUUCGUUCUCCUCCAUCUCGACCUUCACACUCGAACACAAGCGUUUUGGGGAUGAUGCAAACAACUCCCAUCCUUCUAUAUCUUCUGCAGAUCCUGAGCCACAAUACUGUAUUCAACACAGACUCAUGGCACAUGAUUCAAGCGUUACCGCUUUGCAGUUUGAUAAGAGGUGGCUCCUCACCGGAGGAAACGACGGGAGAGUCAAGCUGUGGGAUGUCAAGACUGGUUUACUUGUUCGGGAAUUGGGAGGCGCCUCCAAGCCGUCUUCGAAGCGUUCGAACAGUACUGGAAGGAUUAAUUCGAGCUCAAGGAUCGCCAUAUUGGAGGAUGACGGUAACGCCAGUAGUGGAAGCCGAUCGCCUGGCGCAGCCGAAUGUGUCUGGAAAGCAGGGUUCUCAAAAGGUGGGGAGGUCUGCGUGAUUAUGGUUAAGCAUGCAGGAAAGAGCGUGAUGGAGAUCUGGAGUAUGAGGCCUGAAGAGGAACUAUGUUCGACCGAUUGA